Molecule: messenger RNA, 711 nt
Organism: Haemorhous mexicanus (house finch)
Lineage: Eukaryota; Metazoa; Chordata; Aves; Passeriformes; Fringillidae
Product: low affinity immunoglobulin gamma Fc region receptor II-like
Exons: 4
Coding region: 1-711 (236 amino acids)
Biological process (GO): cell surface receptor signaling pathway
Molecular function (GO): transmembrane signaling receptor activity
Source: RefSeq, a predicted model, not a curated record
AUGCCAUGUCCCCACCCCGCUGUCCCCAGCCCUGCACUGGCCCUGGCAGGCUGCUGUCCCCUGUCACCCGCAGGUGCCCAGACCACCCAGCUCCUCGUGGAGCCCCCCUGGACACCGCCAGUGCUUUGGGACCAGGUGACACUGACCUGCCAGGGCUCGGGGAGCACCCGUGACACCACCUGGUACAAGGUGUGGCGGCGCUGGUGGGAACAGGGACGUGACCGCCUCAUUGUCACCCAUAGUGGCACCUACGAGUGUGACAGACCUGGCAGUGGGCUCAGCCCCACCAUGAACGUCUCAAAUGACUGGCUGGUGCUGCAAGUGCCAGCGCAGGCGCUGCUGGAGGGGGACACGGUGACACUGCGCUGCCGGAGCUGGCGAGACACCCCGAUCACCUUGGUGUCCUUCUACCACGAGGAGGAGGAACUGGGGGUGUUCCCCAAUGGCACCCAGCUGUCCCUGUCCCCUCUGCAGCUGAACCACAGCGGCCGCUACAGCUGCAAGGGCCAGGUGGGAUCCUGGGGGUGGCAGGAGUCAGCGCUGGUGACAGUGACAGUGCAUGGUGAGCACUAUGCCAGGAAGCACCAGGAAAGGACCCCUCCAGACCCCCUGGCACCCCCGGUGGAGGAUCCUCAGGAGACGUACAUGAAGCUGCAAUGGCAGCCGUGGGAACCCAGCGACAUCUAUGACAAUCUACACCAGAAGUUGUGA